AUGUCUUUCAUAACAAAUUUUGACAUCCACCUGGCACCGAAACUAGAAACAAAUAGCCAGAAGCUUGUGUGUUUGUUGCAAUAUUGUGAAGAGAGAAUUCGUGCACAAUUAGAAUACUUCACAAAGAAGCCUGAGAAUGGAUACAAGCUUGCUAGGCAGAGGCUGUUUGAAGAAUAUGGUCAGCCUCAUAUUAUCGCUGGUGCAUGUGAAAGAGUUCUAAAAGAGUUUCCAAGUGUGCGUGAUGACAAGCCAGAGCAGCUAUUGCAAAUAUCACAAGUAAUGGAGCGAUGCCUGGGAACUCUAGAAGACAUUGAUGAAUUUGCAAAUGUAAACACCCUGGACACUAUGGGAAUGCUGAUGGCUAAACUUCCUGAAGAUGUUCAGGAUGGCUGGCCACAUGAAGCCCUCAGAAUUCAAAGAAAGACUGGUCGUCAGGCAAAAUAUUGUCACUUGGUCGAUUAUGUUUGUAAUUGGGCGGAUGUGAAAAAUUCAAUGUAUGGGAAAAAGCUUAAUGAGAUUCGUCACAAAAAGAUUCCUGUGAGUGUGAGGAGAAACAGAGCUGCAACCUAUAAUAUUGAUGCUGAGGCCAAAAGGGAACACAUUGAUCAAAAACGGGAUUUGGGAUGUGUAUGUUGUCUCAAACCGCACAAUUUGUGGAACUGCCCGGACUUCAAGAGUAAAUCGCAUGAAGAAAAGGAGAAAUCGAAAAAGCCUGAAGAGGGACCUGCUGUAUAUUCAUUGGCAAAGUCGUCAAAGUGCAAUGGGAAAAGUAUCGGGCAAGAUGUUUAUUUAUGUGUGGUGCCGGUCAAUGUUCGAAAUGGUGAAAAGACCGCUCAAACAUACGCCUUGCUGGAUCCGGCAUCUACAGUUACUCUGUGUAGUGAACGUUUGAUGGAAUAUCUCGAAGUAACAGGAAAUACUAGAGAUAUCACAUUACGCACAAUUGGACAGAGGCCAAUACAAUACAAGGGUAUAUCUGGCAGUUUAGUUGUAUCGCCGCUAGAUGGUGGUGCUGAACAUGAAAUCACAGAUGUGCUCUCGGUUGAAAAAAUUCCUGCUAAGCCGAAUAAAGCGCCCGACCAAAGGUUCCUCAAAAUCAUGCCGCAUCUUCAAGAUGUAAGAUUGCCUAUCUUGGAAGGAGGAACAGUGAAUCUUCUGAUUGGUGCUGACAAUGCGGAACUCGUCUGUUUCCAAGAUGUUCGAAAUGGACCGAGGAAAGCACCUAAGGCAGUGAAGACUGUUCUUGGCUGGUCGCUGUUCGGACCCAGUUUUGAGUCGCCAUCAGAUAUCAGAGAAGUUCAUUUUACAUCUGAUCAUUAUGUCAAUUUCGUCAAGUGUAAUGAUUUGGAAACACAAAAGGAAAUUGAAACUCUGUGGACAACAGAUUUUGGCAAUGAAACUUCAGUUCUUGAUAUUCCAAAUUCUCGAGAAGAUCGAGCAGUGUAUGAAAUUAUGCAAAAUUCGGUGAAACAUAUUGGUGGUCAUUUUCAACUUCCUUUGCCAUGGAGAACCGGGAUGCAGUAUCUACCGGAUAACAAAGAGAUGGCGAAGAAAAGACUUUUAGCCUCAAAAAUAGACUGA
Messenger RNA from Styela clava, 1581 nucleotides. The record is from RefSeq and is a predicted model, not a curated record. Lineage: Eukaryota; Metazoa; Chordata; Ascidiacea; Stolidobranchia; Styelidae.